This is a messenger RNA of Nicotiana tabacum (common tobacco), 3064 nucleotides long. RefSeq lists its product as uncharacterized. The record is from RefSeq and is a predicted model, not a curated record. Gene Ontology annotation, molecular function: protein binding. Lineage: Eukaryota; Viridiplantae; Streptophyta; Magnoliopsida; Solanales; Solanaceae.
UUUCCUUCCCAAACUACAAGUACGGACUUCCAAAUUUUUUCUGUCUGAAUUCCAAAACUUUCUGAUAACUUCACUUUAGCCGGAAAAACUUCUUCCGAUCCACACCCAUUUCGCGGCACAACAAUGGAACCACAGUAUAAUCCUAACCGGCAGCAGCAUCAGAGAACCUUCGCCGGCGCCGGCGCCACCGGCGGAGGAUCUUUACAUAUGGAAACUCCAAGACAUCAACCGACUACAACACAAUUACAGUCGCAACACUCCGAUAAGGACCGAACAAGCAAUGAACUUCGAGCAUUGGAUUGUAACCUUACAUCCCUUUGUGAUCAUAUUCAAUUAGAAGGCUUCAAUAAUGGCUCAUUUUCUGAUGUCAUUGUUCAAGCUAUGGGUUCUACUUAUCACCUUCAUCGCUUAAUCCUUUCACGCAGUUCCUAUUUCAGGAAUAUGCUUCAGGGACCAUGGAAAGAAGCCAAAGCUCCAGUUUUAACCUUGACAGUUGAUGAUAGCAAUGUUAACGGGGAGGCUAUUGCAAUAGCUUUAGCAUAUCUAUAUGGACACCAUCCAAAGCUUAACGAUAAUAAUGCAUUCCGUGUUCUUGCUGCUGCAUCCUUUCUUGAUCUUCAGGAUUUAUGUGCAAUAUGCACAGACUUUAUCAUAUCCGAGUUGUGGACGUCAAAUUUCUUAACAUACCAGGUGUUCGCAGAACGCCAAGAUUAUGGCAUACAUGGUGAACGAGUGAGAAAUGCUUGUUGGGGAUACCUUUGUCAAAGUGGUGCCGUGGAGUUGAAAGAGGUCCUUCCGAAGCUCUCUGCUCCAACGCUAAAUGCACUACUGACCUCAGACGAGUUAUGGGUCCCUACCGAAAAGAAACGGUUUGAACUAGCUUUAUAUACACUUCUUGCAAAAAAUGCUUUUUGCAAGGCAGAACAUCAUGAAGAAGAAAAUCCUAGUUCUGGAGUUGGAACAAGUACAGUUUCUGAUAUUCCCAGAAUAGCGCCAAAGAAUUUAACUGAUUACAGAAGGGUGGAAUCUGAACUAGGACACCUAAGCUUAAUAGAUGGAGUUGAUGGUUGUAAUACAUCUCAAAAUAUCUUGGUUGAGCUUGCAGAUUGUGGUGUUGAUUCGCUCACUGAGGUAACUAACUCUAAACAAAAGAUGCAAGAAUCAGCAUGUCUUCAGUCAGACUCGGAGUCAAGAUACCCAUGCAGCAGUGGACAUCCUUCAUCAAAUAACUCGUUCUUAUUCACUGAUGACGUCAGGUCUUCAUGUUCUUAUAUUGAAAUGCCCAUUAAUGCUGGAGCUAGUGGAUUAGGGGGCAAUGGUAUGGCUGUGGAAGGGCCAUCUGAAGAAGAUUCAUGCUAUCAAUUGAAUAACAACAGUUGGCUUUGUGGGGAUCAGAGGAACUUCUCUUCAAUGGGCUCAUCCUGUAAUUUGAUGAUACCAAAUGAAUGGGAAAGAUGCAAUUUCACUCCUCUAUCUUGGGGUGGUAGAACUGUGGGCCGGAGAGAAGUCAAAACUUGUCUAAAGGCACAUUCCGGAGUAAGUAGAGAAGAUUACGAUGCCUUUGCGAACGUUUUCGAGGGUGGCUCACUUUUAUAUUGUAACAUGUCAUUUGAUGCACUUCUUAGUGUGAGAAAACAACUUGAAGAAAUGGGGUUUCCUUGCAAAGCUGUGAACGACGGGUUAUGGCUGCAGAUUCUCUUAAGUCAACGGGUGCAAGAAAUUGGUGCUGACACUUGCAAAAAUUGCUGUCUUGUGAGUAUGGAAUGUGCUUGUCGGCAGCCAUUUGGACAUUCACGUGGAACUACUGGAUAUUACAUGCCAGAGCAUGAUCAGAGUAAUCAAUCCAACAAUAUAGGAAAUAUGUAUGUCACUGACUCGCCUCACAGGGAAGGAAGUGGCAUGUUUAGGCCUGUUCGUGUUCAUGUUCGGGGCCCCAUUGAUGGGCUAGCCGGUAUUGGGCGUGGAACUACAUUUGUACCUGCAGUCGCUUGGCCUCCAACUCGUUUUGUUUUCUCUCGUGUACCACUUGGUAUGGGCAACCGGAACUGUCAGCAGUCUCCUGCCAAUGAUGACUCAGAAAAUAGAGCAGAACAGAGCGGGGAUCUUGCUGGAGAUGGAUUAACUGCUUUGGUUGGGCUUAGCCAAGAAGGAAGCAGUAGUGCUAAUAUUCAUGUUGAACGGGUAGAAAGGGGAUAUGAGACAGAACCGCAGAACAGACUAGUAGGAUCACCAACUGUUGGCCCAAGUUCAAGCAGUAUUUCCCCCCAGAUGCUAGACUCGUCUGGACAUGCAAUGGGAAUAGAGUGGGAGAAUGGAAAUACUUCUAUAUCAUUGGAUAUGAAAACACCUUUAAGUCACUUUCCUCCCUUUCGGUUUGGGGUUGAGUUUCACGAUGUUCUUAGGCUUAUUGAUGGCCAAGUCAAACACUCUCCUGAAUUCUUUUAUGCUGGUUCCUUAUGGAAGGUUAGUGUACAGGCUUUCAGUGAUGAAGACCCUCAGGGACGCCGAACACUUGGGCUAUUUCUUCAUCGAAGGAAGGCAGAAAUAGCUGAUCCAGUUAGAAAGGUGCAAAUGUAUGUCGAUUCCCGUGAAAAGGUUACUUCUAGAUAUCAGUUGAUAUGUCCAUCAAAGAGAGAAGUGAUGGUGUUAGGAAGCUUCAAACAAACUGGAACACUUCUCCCAAAAGCUCCCAAAGGAUGGGGCUGGCGCUCGGCCCUGUUAUUUGAUGAAGUAGCCGACCUUCUCCAAAAUGGAGCAUUGCGCAUAGCAGCUGUUGUACAACUCAUUUGAUUAUUCUAAGAGAUGCAUCAACUAAACGACAUAUAUUCUGAAACUGAAAUUUUGGGGUUCAUAUUUUUGGUCCAAGUUGGUUUCUUUGAAUGCCAAUCUUGUAUCAGUUUGAUUCAGAAGUUGUAGUUGAAUGAAGAAUAUAUAUUAUAUCCAUUGUACUUGGGAUUUAGAGUGGAAGGGGGGAAAAGGGAGGUGCGGGCGACUGCCUUCCCUUGAUGUAUGUACAUAUUGACUAUAUAUAAUUGCAGAGUAUUACCAUUAGGCAAUUAAUACA